Molecule: messenger RNA, 2313 nt
Organism: Necator americanus (New World hookworm)
Lineage: Eukaryota; Metazoa; Nematoda; Chromadorea; Rhabditida; Ancylostomatidae
Exons: 21
Coding region: 1-2313 (770 amino acids)
Biological process (GO): negative regulation of transcription by RNA polymerase II; carnitine transmembrane transport; mitochondrial ATP transmembrane transport
Cellular component (GO): mitochondrial envelope; nucleus; mitochondrial inner membrane
Molecular function (GO): ATP:ADP antiporter activity; O-acyl-L-carnitine transmembrane transporter activity; metal ion binding
Source: RefSeq, a predicted model, not a curated record
AUGAUCUCAAGUGAAAUUCAAGCAUAUUUGGAUCAGAUUGCGCUGAUUGAUGAACAGUUAUUAGCAACUGCAGGAGAUGAAGAACGAGCACCUCUACUUGAAAUGCGAUCUGACUUGCUGGAACUUGUGCAGCUUCUUGAAGAGCAGGCCGAGGAGAACAGUGUGCAAGAAGAUGCCCAACAAACGGCAGGCUCAGCGCUUGUGGAAUCCUCCUCGGUUGUAAAUGAUUUUGCUACAGAUGAUUUCAUCGGAAUGCGUUGUAUGGCGCCCUAUCCUAAGACAAACCUUCCUGUUUCUCACCAUGCUGCCAUUAUAUUGGAAGUUUUGCCGUUAGAUCUCACAGGAAUAAACAAAAGCUUGCAGGCCAAAGUUUUGUAUAGCCAUCCUAUGCUGCAUGCUAUGCGACCCUGUUCUCAUUUUCUUUCUGGCACCUGCCGUUUCGAUGAAAAAUGCAAGUUCAGUCAUGGAGAGGUAGUGGAGAUGGCAGACUUAAACGAGUACAAGGAUCCCGAUUUCGAUUCACUGGUUGUCGGAAGCCUUGUUCUGGUGUCGGUUAACACCACUCCUCCACUGUGGGAAGUAGGUCGUCUCGUGUCUGUUGACAACGACGAAGUUGCCGUGAAGAUCCUCAAAAGCAAUAGCGAAGUGUCCUCCAAGUUGGAUCAGAUAGUUCCUCUCGACGGCGAAGUUGAAGAAAUGGUUGAUGAUCCAUAUACACCAAAUUUCGACGGAGUCACAGCUUCAAGUCCCAGUAUUGGCAACGACUCUUGGAAGGAGCAAAAAGAGGACAGGUGCGGGAACGUAGCAGUGGGGGACCUAGGUAAUUGGCAUGGUGGUGGAUUCGGCUUAAAACUUAUGCAGAAAAUGGGCUACAAGUUAGGCGAGGGACUCGGUAAAAAUAGCGACGGCAUCGUCCACGCAAUUCAGGCAAAGAUUUGUCCUAAAAAUAGCUCUGUUGAUGCUUGCAUGAAUGCGAAAGUGAAGGUUGUGGACGGCAUCCAAAAAGUGAAAACGCGAGUCCGCGAAGGAAUGAAGCAUACACAUAAUUCGAUAGAUCUUGACAUUUUCACUUUUCUUAACAAAAAACUUGAACAGCCACCUACUAAGUCGGAACAGGAGGAAUUAAAGGAAGAACGUCGCAUGCUCGCUAAAAGUAGCUCAAGGUCGCUCGGUGUGCAAGGUCUUGAUCUUGAGUCGGAGCUCAAACAGUUGCGAAGCAAAGAGAAGAAGUUACUAGAAGGAAUCGCCAGAAACAAACACGACAAGCGUACUGUGGAUCGCCUUAAGAGUAAUCUUGCUGACGUUGAACGCGCAAUCGAGAAGACGCAAGCAAAGCAACAACGGGUCCGCUCGGAGCUUGCAACUGUUGAAACGGUUACUUUCACCAAGAUGUCUGAUGUGAUAACAAAUUUCAUUGCGGGUGGAGUUGGUGGAUCAUGUACUGUGAUCGUUGGACAUCCUUUCGACACUGUGAAGGUAAGACUUCAGACAAUGCCAAGGCCGAAACCAGGAGAAGCACCUAUGUACACUGGAGCCCUGGAUUGUGUGAAACGAACUGUUGCAAAGGAAGGUUUCUUCGCUCUUUACAAGGGAAUGGCAGCUCCGUUGGCGGGAGUGAGUCCGCUAUUUGCCGUAUUCUUUGCUGGUUGUGCUGUUGGUAAACACCUUCAGACUUCAGAUCCUGAUCAGGAGAUGACAUUUGUCCAGAAUAUGAAUAGUGGUGCCCUGGCUGGUGUGUUCACCACUAUCGUGAUGGUUCCUGGUGAACGUAUAAAAUGUCUUCUACAGGUGCAAUCGAGUGGACAUGCUCCCUCAGGAGUGCACUACAAUGGUCCCUUGGAUGUCGUAAAGAAAUUAUACAAGCAAGGUGGAAUCACUAGUAUUUACAGAGGAACUGGUGCUACGCUUCUUAGAGACAUACCAGCUAGUGCUGCUUAUCUGUCAGUCUACGAAUUUCUGAAAAAGAAGUUCUCCGGAGAAGGAAAAGAGCGAACUUUGUCUCCCGGCGCUACGUUACUUGCUGGUGGUCUUGCAGGAAUAGCUAACUGGUCCGUUUGUAUCCCCGCUGAUGUCCUCAAAUCGCGACUGCAAACAGCGCCAGAAGGCAAGUAUCCAGAUGGUAUACGAGGAGUUUUCAAGGAGGUUAUGAGAGAAGAAGGGCCUCGAGCGUUGUUCAAGGGUUUCACGCCGGUGAUGUUGCGAGCUUUCCCAGCUAAUGCAGCCUGCUUCUUCGGCCUGGAACUAACCCUUGCGUUGUUCCGAUUGGUUGGAAUAGGGUCUCACAAAAAAGCUGAAGGUGUUGAUUCACCUUGA